AUGCCUUCCACCACAGACCCUACACUUCAAUUCGACUCGAUUGAAGAUACAAUCGUUGCAUUCAAGAAUGGCGAAUUCAUCAUUGUCCUCGAUGAUCAAGAUCGCGAGAAUGAAGGCGACCUUAUAAUUGCGGCUGAUUCCAUCACGGCGGCCCAGAUGGCCUUCCUUGUUCGCUACACAAGUGGAUUAAUAUGCGCUCCCAUCACCCCGGAUCUAGCCAAGCGCCUCGCCCUCCCCCAGAUGGUCACCGAGAACGCCGACCCCAAGGGUACCGCCUACACCAUCACAAUUGACUCUAGCGACGACUCCGUGACAACUGGAAUCUCCGCACAAGACCGCGCCCUCACAUGCCGUACCCUGGCCUCCGCAGAUGCCCAGAUCGACUCCUUCCGACGCCCCGGCCACAUCAUCCCGUUGCAGGCGCGCCCUGGCGGCGUGCGUGAGCGCAAGGGCCAUACCGAGGCCGCUGUUGACUUCUGCCGAUUGGCUGGUAAGGCGCCCGCGGGUGUGAUUGCGGAGCUGGUGGAUGAUGGCGAGGUUAUUGAGGGUGUGGCGGAGAUUGGAGGGAAUAACGGCAUGAUGCGUCGGGAUGGAUGCUUGCGCUUUGGAAAGCGGUGGGGAAUUAAGGUCUGCACUAUUGAAGAUAUGGUGGAGUAUUUGGAGAGGACGGAGGGUUCUGCGAAGUCUGUCUCGAAUGGUCGUCAUUAA
Messenger RNA from Penicillium waksmanii, 708 nucleotides. Its product is annotated as 3,4-dihydroxy-2-butanone-4-phosphate synthase RIB3. Gene Ontology annotation, biological process: riboflavin biosynthetic process; aerobic respiration. Gene Ontology annotation, molecular function: 3,4-dihydroxy-2-butanone-4-phosphate synthase activity. The transcript is spliced from 3 exons. The coding region runs from base 1 to 708 and encodes 235 amino acids. NCBI's taxonomy places the organism in Eukaryota, Fungi, Ascomycota, Eurotiomycetes, Eurotiales, Aspergillaceae. Gene Ontology annotation, cellular component: mitochondrial intermembrane space; cytosol. The record is from RefSeq and is a predicted model, not a curated record.